This is a messenger RNA of Rubroshorea leprosula, 3067 nucleotides long. The record is from the annotation of a GenBank genome assembly. NCBI's taxonomy places the organism in Eukaryota, Viridiplantae, Streptophyta, Magnoliopsida, Malvales, Dipterocarpaceae.
CACUAAUUAAGCUUCGGGGAAAUUCAGGAUCCAAUAACUCGCAAAUCUUUCAAAAUUCAAACAGAAUUUCUUCUUUCUUUCUGAUAGAUUCUCCCCCCAGAUUUAUCAAUGGAGGAGCCAGAAAAAACCCUAGUCGAGGUAAGAGAAGAGCUCAUGGUCUCACCCACAGGUGAAAACCCUACUUCUAGAACAGCUCACUUCCUCAAACCCACCGUCGGUUCCGGUCACACACCUCUCCCGGAGUUUCCUUUGAGCUGUGUGUCCUCUGUGAAAUCCGUCCUCAAGCCUCAAAAUUUGCCCUUGAGUGUUAGUUUUCAUGGGUGGAGAUCCAGGCCGGCGGGCUGGACUGCGUGGGUCGAAAAGAUGGCUGCUUUACAUGAACCCACAUGGAAGAAAGCCGGUAUUCACGAAGCAAUCUGGAGCUCGACCUAUCAAAUCAAGAAGAAUACGGAUUUUAUUCUUGGGGUUGCGGAGAAAUGGUGUUGUGACACCAAAAGUUUCGUCUUUCCUUGGGGGGAAACCACUAUUACCCUCGAGGAUGUGAUGAUUUUGGGGGGUUACUCGGUUUUGGGGUCCCCUGUUUUUCUGCCCCUUGAAAGUCCCAAAUUGAAAGAGGUAGAAGAGAGUUUGAAGAACUCGAGAAUCGAAAUUGUGCGGAGCAAGGCGAAGAAGGCGUGCCCCCGGUUGUGGAUGAAGAUGUUUAUGGAUAAUGGGAGCGAAUAUGAGCACGAAGCAUUUCUUGUGUUUUGGCUCUCAAGGUAUGUUUUCACCAAUGCUCAUGAAACCAUUAGGGAGCAUGUGUUCCCUAUUGCAAUCCAUUUAUCACGAGGAACUAGAAUUGCCUUAGCCCCUGCUGUUCUUGCUAGCAUUUAUAGAGAUUUGUGCUUGUUGAAAGAUGCAAUUGGUGCCUCAGCUAAAUUAGGUAAAGAAGAGGUCUUUACUCUUACCCUUUGGUCACCGUUUCAAUUAGUCCAAUCUUGGAUUUGGGAGAGAUUUGUAGACGUAAGGCCAAACCCUAAUUCAAUAGAAACUGGUCAGUUUAGAUUGGCUCGGUGGCAUGACGUCAAUUGCAAGAUUGAGAACGUGGGGUUGGCUCUAGACUCAGCUGGGGGGAGUUUCGAAUGGCGCCCAUAUGCCUCACAGAUUGAAAAUUGGAAAUCCCCCAAGUUUUAUAGAGACAAAGAAGCUUGGAUGUCAGUCAAUGCUCGUAUGGACAAAGAGCUGGAGUCCUAUGCUAGAUUCUUGAGGGCUAGUGAGCUAGUGGGACUUGACUGUUUAGAACAGUACCUUCCACACCGAGUUGCAAUGCAGUUUGGGAUGGACCAAGAUAUACCUGAUCAUGUUGCUCGAUCCAUUGAGACUCAGGAAAUUGCCUGGAGCAAAUACAGUGAACCAAUCAGUAAUGGGAAACUGUAUAUUCCAUCUCGGUUUUUCAAAGCAGGUGUUACUAGCCGGUACUCUGAGUGGUGGAAGCAGUCACUGGAGGGGUUGAAGAAUGCAGAGAAGAGUGUUGGGAGACGCAAAAGAGGUCUGAAGGGCUCUAAGAAGUCACCACUGACUUCAAAACAAAAGGAGGGUGAUACUCCUACCUGUACUGGUCUUCAUCAGAAUAGAUCAAGAAUGGUGCCUGCUGUCUCUGAAGGAAAGACAGAAAAGGAUGCACCUCAAGGUGCAAAAAGAAAUAAAAAGGGUGCCAGUCCUGCUGACUCCAACUUUUCUCUUAAAUCAAAAAGCAUGGAACAGAUUUUGAAAGAAAAUGAGGUUGGUGGUAAUAAUGACACUGCAUUUCCUGGUUCUCAUGGAGAAGUUUCGAAGAAGUUGGUAGAUAAUUUGAAAGAAAAGAAGAGAGUUGAGAAGGAAUCUGCUUUUCCUGGUUUUCCUUUGGGAGGUUCAAAAGAAUCAGCUCAAACUGUGAAAAGAAAGAAAGAAGGCAAUGGUGAGUAUGCUUCUCCUGCUUUACAUCCAAAGCGUUCAAAAAGAUCAGAAGUGAAUCAGAAAGGCUCAAAGGAAUCAGCAGGUUCCCAGGAUUUACCUUUGAGGAGUUCAAAGAGACUGCUACAGAAACAUAAUAAGGGUAGCAAUUCAUCUGUUCCUAUUGAUGGGAAGGGAGCAAAGGAUUCUCCAGAGGAUCAUAACCUGACAAUUGCAGACAUGUUAAGAUCUUGUAAGAAGCGGGGCCGUGCCAAAACUAGAGACAAAGUGAGUCAAACGUCUCCAGGUCAUUCUCAAAGUCUCUCAUCAACAGUUGCAGAUAAUGGGGGUGUUAAUUAUUUAGAGCCAUUAGCAUUAUUGGCACAAAAGGUUAUAGAGAAUGAAGCUGUGCUGAAUGGAUCUAAGAGAGCUCAGGACAUUGUCCUUGAGGAUCAAAGAGAACUGCUGACGGUGCAGGAUGAAGCUUUGCGGGCUGGAUCAAAGAAAGCUGUGGAGGACAAACAUGAUGGCAAUGCAGAAAGCCCAGCUCGCCAACUGCUAAGCAUCAAUGGCCACAGGGAGGGUAGUAGCUCUGCAAUUGAUAUACUGGGAUUAUCACUUGAAGCUCGAAUUAGCAGGCUUGAGAGAAUGGUUGCAGAGCUGAAAGCAGCAAGAUUUGAUAAUAACAAACAUUAAGUCCAACUGGCUGGUGAACAUUGUGGCUCAGUAAAUUUAGCCUUCACUAGACAGCAUGAAUUGAGGUAAAUGGUUCUGCUUCGUGGAGCUGAGAUCCAGUAUUUGCGACCUUCAACCCCAUCUGCUUCCGAUAUUUUGUUUGUAGUUUAUUACCCGUUUGUUGUACCUCUGGAAUGUUGUUUCUAGCUUAGUGCAUGUUAUACCUAGGCACCGACUAUUGGACUCAUUACAGUUUAAGCUUUUUACAAUAAGUGACUAUCUUAUUCACCAUUAGCAUCAAGUUGUACUCUUAUUACUAUCUGCUUUUGCUUUAUAUAUUUCAUUACUCAGGUUAUGUAUGUUUCAUUUGGUUCUGUUUUGAUUCAUUAUUUCUUCUAUUAUCAUGGGAUGUUCGUGUGGCUUUUCUUGGUCAGUUUUGAACUAUUUAUUAAGGGAGAAGAAAUAACUAAGCUUCAGUCUA